GCGGGUGCUGUUUACCGUUGAACGGGACGGGGUGGGCGGAGCCGGGAAGAAAGGGCAAUUGUGGCGUCAGCGUUUAACCGACAGAAAUAAACGGCCGCUGUCGAUACCGGUCAGUGUGUGAUUGCACCGAGUCCUACUGCUCGCCCUCGCCUCUUGACGCCAGAUCAGCCCCGAUCCCGGAGGAAGGGCUUCACCCCGACUCAGACAUGCACCAGUCCUGCCAGCGGGCCGUCGCCACCUACCCCGACCGCACCGGCGAACAGUUGGAGAAGGAGCUCCACGAUGGCCUUGAGGAGGGCAAGGAGCGCUUCAAGGACCUCAACGACCGCUUCGCCAAGUACAUCAACAGCACUGUCCUCUGCCUUCUGCGCCGCAACAAGGAGCUGCUGGCCGAGCUCAGCAACGCCGAGAAGGACCAACCUGGCCGCUCCGAGGCCAUCUUCCAGAAGGCGAGGAACGACCUCAAGUGCCGGCUGGAGGAGCAGCAGAAGGAGCUCAACUGUCUCAAGGCAGACAAGGAGAAAUACAAGAAAAGAUUGGAAAAAGAAAUACAAUUAAGAAAGGAAGCCGAAAAAGAUUAUGAAGAUUUAAGAAAGAAAACUGAUGAAACCAAUGUUGCGUUGGAUAAACUUCAACGUAAGGUUAAGCUUACUGAAAUACAGUUAUCUUGGAAGAAAUAUGUGAUCAGUGAUGCAAUGCUCUUCCAGUUCAAUGAGCUGUGCUACCCAGCACCCUACCUAUUUAACUCUGGACUAGUUAAAGGACAAUUUACAUUUGAGGAAGCCAGCACUAGGGCAUUGGAAAAUGCCAAGAAUGAACUAGAAUGCUAUCGUAAAGAAAUGAAUGAACUAAAAUUAAAAGAUGAACUAAUGAAGAACUCGCUGUUAGAAAAGGACAAAGAUAUAUUCAGACAGACAGAAUGCGGUAAGGUUCUGGAGAAAAGGAUUGUCCGUCACACAAACGAAUAUCAGAAACUGUUAAAUAUAAAGACACAGCUAGAGCGAGAGAUUGUCACUUACAAAAAUUUACUGGGUCAAGUGGAACGGAAAGCAAGGGACUACUCAUCUCAGCCAGCAAUAAUUAAAAAAGAAGCAAGAGACCCGAAUGACAUAUGUCUAAUAUCUUCAUCUGAUGAAGACAGGGAAUCUGAGGACAAUGAAGAUCUGCGUGCUCUGGAUCAAGACUAAAGCUGGUCUGUUGAAAACAAAAUGGCUGCAGAUCAGAGUCCCACCUACUCAACAUUCUCACCUAUAAGAAGAGAUCGAAGCCUUAAACACAUCACCAAAAAAAUGACGUUGCAAUUUACAUUAUUUUAGUAAACGUGUAUGAAAGAUCACAAAUUCUGUUUGUUUCACACGUGGAUUAUCUGGGAAAUAAAAUUUAA
Mobula hypostoma (lesser devil ray) is the source of this 1384-nucleotide messenger RNA. Its product is annotated as glial fibrillary acidic protein-like. The transcript has 9 exons. NCBI's taxonomy places the organism in Eukaryota, Metazoa, Chordata, Chondrichthyes, Myliobatiformes, Myliobatidae. Gene Ontology annotation, cellular component: intermediate filament; cytoplasm. Gene Ontology annotation, biological process: intermediate filament organization. The record is from RefSeq and is a predicted model, not a curated record. Bases 207 to 1187 code for a protein of 326 amino acids. Gene Ontology annotation, molecular function: structural constituent of cytoskeleton.